AUGAAGAGAUUUAUCGUUACGAUACAGAUACUUUGGCUGUUCUCGAUUUUGGCGGUUGAUGCCCAGCGCAACAGGGACAAGGUCCUAUUACGCGAAGUACAGGUGUUGACUUUAUACAAGGGACAAUACACGACUGGAAGACGUUCCAAUCCCGUUCCGCAGAUUAAGUGCGUUGGUGGAAAUGCGUGCAGGGAUAUCCAGCCUGAAGUUAUUCAAUGUCGACAGGUUGGAUGGGAUGGCCGAGAAGCUCAGUGGGAGUGCAAAGCGGAACUGGAAGACAUGUACAGGCUUGGCAAAACCAUUGUAAACUGCGAAGGGUAUGAUUAUCCGGAUGACCCAUACAUUCUUGCUGGAUCGUGCGGCGUCGAAUACGACCUGCAUCGGACGGCAAAAUACCGGGCUCAAACCGGUACCAAUCACCGACAGGAUCAGACCGCUCCUCCGCCGCUAUUUACGGGAGGGCUACUCUCAUGGCUGCUCAACAGCUCUCUGACAUCCUGGAUAACAAACAACCCGCUCACAUCGUGGGUCCAUCGCUUCCCGUUCUCGAUCUUGUUUGGUUCGUCGAGCUCUUCUUUUCGUCGAGAAGAUUGUGAGUUUGAUAUCCUCUUUCGGACAUUCUACAAUUACGGGCUGGAACAUGGCGCACGUCGUUUGGUGAGACAAUCAAGACGUGUUGCUGUUAUGGUGAUAAGAUUGCUAAAGUCUGUUAUUGACAGUGUGUUGAAAUCAUGUUUGGGUGGCGGAAGUCGGAGCGGGUCUGGUAGGAGUUCGCAGAGUACCUAUGGUGAUGGUCCGGGAGGAGGAUCGGGUGGGGGUGGUGGAGGUGGUCCUUCGGCGCCGCCAUACGAGCCUCCGCCGCCUUAUUCACCGCAAUCUGACAAUAGCGCGCACUCUACGAACCGUCCAGGUUUCUGGUCUGGUUUAGGACUUGGCGGACUGCUCGGUUCGAGAAUGUCGGCGAAUCGAAACUAUUCAAGAACAAGAUACCCAAAUGCUUAUGAUGAGCCGACUUCAUCCUCUUCUUCUUCUCCUUCUUCGUCUUCAUGGUCUCGCCCUUCGACAUCGUCUUCAUCGUCGUCCUCACAGCGGCGAACGACUACUGGAUAUGGGGGAACUAAAAGGCGAUAA
This is a messenger RNA of Spizellomyces punctatus DAOM BR117, 1131 nucleotides long. RefSeq lists its product as uncharacterized. Gene Ontology annotation, biological process: regulation of store-operated calcium entry. The record is from RefSeq and is a predicted model, not a curated record. NCBI's taxonomy places the organism in Eukaryota, Fungi, Chytridiomycota, Chytridiomycetes, Spizellomycetales, Spizellomycetaceae. Bases 1 to 1131 code for a protein of 376 amino acids. Gene Ontology annotation, cellular component: endoplasmic reticulum membrane. The transcript has 7 exons.